AUGGAGAAGACAGAUCAGCGAGAAACUCGAGACUUCAUGAACGUUGAAUCGUUCUCUCAGUUUUCAUUCAUUCGUCCAGCACCGGUUAAAGAAAAGGCCAUUAGGCUAUUUGGUAAAGAAUUUGGAGGAGGUGACUCCAUUUCUACUGAUCCUCGUGAAGAACCAGAGCUGUUUCCUGAUUCUAAUACUCAUGAAGAGAUCAAAGGCAACGAGAAUAAUGGCGAAAGCAGCCGGAAAUUCGAAUGCCAUUACUGUUGCAGAAACUUCCCUACUUCACAAGCCCUUGGAGGUCAUCAAAAUGCACACAAGAGAGAGCGUCAACGUGCUAAAAGGCUGCACCUUCAAUCUGCUAUGGUGCACAGUGCUCUUACUGUGGAUCUGGACAAGAUAGUUGCUUUGCAAAGGUUGUUGGAACCUUAUGGCAUUUCUGAGACCCCUUCUCACCAUUUCCCUUCAACCUCGCCGCCUCCACCGCUCGCGCCGUCUCUCCCCCUCCCUUCUCCCUCUCCCGCCUCCACCGCCACCACUGAUAUUAUAGCAACUAGCAGUAGUUCCAGUUCCUCCGGAUCGGUGUCGGGUCGUAGCACUGCAGAGGUUCACUUGACUCCUCCGAGAAAAUCCGAUUCCAACAAUACCAGUAUUUCCGGCGAGCAUUCGAGUUGUGCCCUAGAUAGUUUCCUGUCGCGACAUACAAAAUUGCAUAGUGGUGGUGCGAAUCUACACGGUGGUGUGGUGGAGAUGAUGCGGUUUAUCUAUGCACGCAGUGGUGGAACUAGGUCAGAAUUGGAUUUGGUGGCUGUUCUGUGGAGGUGA
Molecule: messenger RNA, 813 nt
Organism: Fraxinus pennsylvanica
Lineage: Eukaryota; Viridiplantae; Streptophyta; Magnoliopsida; Lamiales; Oleaceae
Source: the annotation of a GenBank genome assembly